AAAAAAAUCUAAAAUGUCACACUUGUUAUCAAUGACGUAACGCAAUUUUUGAACCCCUUAGCCACUACACUAUAAUAUUCUCUUUUGUCAGAGAAAUUUUACCAGUUUAUAUAUAACCAAUAAAGUGUGUUUUUACCCUAUUUAUACAAAAUAAUUUCUUGAUGACUAGGAUUCAAUUGAACCCCUCUCUCAAGCAUAUGUUACGCAUCAUUUAUUUUUUUCAUUAUACAUAUGAGAAAGGGGUAUGAGACAUGGGGAGGGGAAUACAUGACUCACCUACACGAUGAAGGUUUGGAUAGCUAUCGGCUCUUUUUUGUUCUUUUAUGAAUUUUAGGAUUUUGCCCAAGAAAAUCUUAAGACCGUGCAAUUAAUUAAAUGAGCUCCUUAAAUAAGUUGCCAAGAAUGGAAAUAAAAUCAUAUUUUUGUACUCGGAUCCUGUAUUAUGGGUAAGAGAUUUUGCCGAGGAGCGCUAGGUUACAACUACUUAUUAUACAUUCAUGAUGAGAAAAGAUAUUUACACAAUAUUUAGAUAACUUAUUACAAAGUAAUCACGAGCAAUGUUUUUAUAGUAAGCAUUAAUUUGUAAUAUCUUAAAAUUGGUAACUAACCUUUUAUUACAUGUCAAACUACAUUAAUAGAGUUUAAACCCUUUGUCUCGCCUUCUUUGUCAAGUUUUGGGAGUUCAAUAGUUGUGUUUCGUCUCACUCUAAUUUCUGGGUAUUUUUCCUUCGAGGCGUCUCUAAAAUCCUUCUACUUUUUGUAGUUGUGGAGUUUGCACUUAAAUGCAAAAGUAUUAGAACUUCUAUUACUAUAUUUGUUUUUAAGUUUCUUUCUCAGAUUUCAACUCUUUUAAAUUAUCUUGACAAGUCGUACUGUGUUAUUAUUGUUGUGUAGGUGACAAACUGGAGAAAUCACUUAUUUUCUGUCUGCUUUAUCAAGUCAUCUUGAUGGAACAUAGUCCCCAUGAUCCUGUCUGUGUCAUAAAAGUUGACGUCAACUGUUGUACAGCAUGUCAAGGAAAGUUGAGGAAAUUGCUAUUAAGGAUCACUGGUGUCUUGGAAGUUUCUUAUGAUCCAAAAACAUAUUUGGCUACAAUAAGAGGCAAAUUUGAGCCUUUGAUGCUGAUUAAGGCCAUUGAGGAAAAGGGGAAGAAGGCAAAGCUGGUAUCUUAUUCCAAUCCACUUUAUGAAGCACAUACUAGCACAAGUAGAAAUUCAAAUCACCACCACUUUGAUAAGACUGAUCAAAAUGCACACAAUAAAGAAUAUGCUUAUCGUAAGGACAAGGGCAAAGCUAAAGUUGGUGAUGAAAAGAAGAGAAAUGAACAUUGUUGGAAUAGUAGUGAUGAUGAUGAGAAUUCUGAUGAUCGUGAUCACAUUCAUGAGUGUGAAGAUUAUGUGAAAGCAAAGAAUAAAAAGUAUGAAGAUUUUGUGUCAACCAAACACAAGAAAGAAUAUCAUAAAGCUGAAGCUUAUGUGGCCCCUCAAGGAGUUGAUGAAAGAAUAUGCAGGGAUUACUACUGCAAAAUACAUAGAAGAGGUGGAGGCAUUCGUGACUAUGUAAGUCAAGAACAAAGACAGAAACAAUAUGCUAUGUUAAUGCAAAUGGGAGGUUACCCUGCUGGAUUUUUCAAUGGACAAGCUAGUUAUAUGCAACCUCCAUAUCAAUAUUAUGGGCCAGAUUAUGGCUUUUAUCCCCUGGCCCAGUCCAUGUCGGGGGCAAAUGACUUCACUCGCUAUUUUGCCGACCAAGAUUCUCGCACUUGCAGCAUUAUGUAAAGCCAAAAGUUUCUUUUAGGUCUCCACUAUUAUAUUUUGUGAAGAUUCUCUAGUUCAAAAUUUUAGUUUAGUUUUUUUUUUUCCCACAGAAAUUAUGCAGUACUUUACAACUUAUGAU
Molecule: messenger RNA, 1896 nt
Organism: Lycium ferocissimum
Lineage: Eukaryota; Viridiplantae; Streptophyta; Magnoliopsida; Solanales; Solanaceae
Exons: 4
Coding region: 948-1778 (276 amino acids)
Molecular function (GO): metal ion binding
Source: RefSeq, a predicted model, not a curated record